Molecule: messenger RNA, 7920 nt
Organism: Oncorhynchus masou masou (cherry salmon)
Lineage: Eukaryota; Metazoa; Chordata; Actinopteri; Salmoniformes; Salmonidae
Product: rab GTPase-activating protein 1-like
Exons: 27
Coding region: 615-3914 (1099 amino acids)
Source: RefSeq, a predicted model, not a curated record
GUAGAUAACGUUUAAUGGGUGUGGUAGAAGUUGAUUGAUCGUACAUUCCAGCACAGUAGGUGGCGACAUGCACUUUAAACGUUUGUUUGCAGACCGCCAUGAUAUCAUAGAAGAAGAAGAACCAUAUGUUCAUCAUCCACAUUUUCUGGUGAUGCACUGUUCACGGUGUCAUUACUGGUAUGCCUGAAUCCUAUGCAGAAUACUUAUUUGACAUUCCAUUCGAUUUUUCUCAGACACUCAGUGCCUCUUAAUUUUCUCAUAUAGACUUUUGUUUGUAAAUUAUUUUGCACGGCUACACUUUGACAACCAGGGCAUUGUGCUGCGCAUGCGCCGUUACAGUGGGGUUUGGGUUCUGUUUACAGAAGGAAUGCUGUUGCAGAAGUAGCAAGCUAACUUGUGCAAUGUUAUGCCAACCGUCUUUGGAAUAAAACACAAUGAUGGACAAAGAAUGGACCAUUAUCAAGCACCUGUAUCGAAGCAGGGGGAAAAAUCCAUGUCAUCUAUGCACUUAAAUAGCAAAAGGAGGCCGCUUUUCCCCGUGGUUUAUUGUCAUGCCAGCCAGGUGAUUUUACUCAUUUCCCCUCCAUUCAUGCGUCUGGCUUUGUUUAGCUGUCAUGGAUGACAAGGCCUUGGUGGGGAAAAUUAGCGUGUCGUCCGACUCAGUGUCCACCCUGAACAGUGAGGACUUUGUGCUGGUGUCGCGGCUGGGGGACGACACCCCAGGCUCCUCCAUUAAUAACGGUAGCGAUGACGAAAAGACAGGACUGAAGGUGAUUUCUGAGGAAGGGGUCAGCUUUAAGAUUGUGGGAAACGGCAGUGAGCAGCAGUUGCAGAAGGAGCUGGAGGAUGUUCUGAUGGACCCCUCUGUAGCUGACCAGAUUCUGAGCGGUGGCGGUGGUGGCUGGGGAGACCAGGUGGGAGGGGGGGACCAUGUGUCCCAGCCCACCACAGCAGUACCACCCCAGUCCGUGCCCCAACCGUGCCCUGACCCCCUCAGCGACGACCUCAAGACAUGGCCAAAAGUUGAGAUGGUUCUGCCCGUCCAAUCCGCACAAGGUGCACAGGAGAGCGAGCUAAAUGAACGAUCGUACCGCGGGGAUGAGUCAUCAUCGGAGUGCAGCCCCAGUACACCCAUCCCAGACGAGGACAGUGUGGUCUUCAAUAAGCUGACCUACCUGGGCUGUGCCUCGGUCAACGCCCCCCGCAGUGAGGUGGAAGCUCUCUGCAUGAUGACCGUCCUCAGAGGGCAGUGCCAGCUACCCCUGGACGUCACCCUAUCUGUGCCCGGCGUCUCAGAGGGCACCGUCAGGUUGCUGGACCCCCAGACAAGCACAGAGAUAGCCAGUUACCCCAUCUACAAGAUCAUGUUCUGUGUGCGUGGUCAUGACGGCACGCCUGAGACUGACUGCUUUGCCUUCACAGAGAGCCACUACAACGCAGAGAUCUUCCGUAUACAUGUCUUCCGCUGUGAGAUCCAAGAGGCGGUCAGCAGGAUACUGUACAGCUUUGCCACGGCCUUUAGGCGGUCCGCCAAGAAGACGCUCCUCUCGGGCUUGGCUCCGCCCCUGACGCCAGACAGCGACGUCUUCACCUUCACCGUCAGUCUAGAGAUCAAGGAGGAUGAUGGGAAAGGGACCUUUAGCGCUGUGGCGAAAGACAAAGACAAGAACAGCUUUAAGCUGCGUCCUGGAAUGGACAAGAAGGUCUUCAUCUACGUACAGCAGACGUCCAAUAAGGAGCUGUCUAUAGAGAGGUGCUUCGGCCUACUGCUGAGCCCAGGGAAGAACGUGAAGAACAGUGACAUGCACCUGCUAGACCUGGAGUCGAUGGGGAAGUCAUCUGAUGGAAAGUCCUACAUCAUCACAGGGAGCUGGAAUCCCAACAUGCCUCAAUUCCAGGCUGUCAACGAGGAGACAGCCAAAGAUAGGUUUAUCUACAUGACGACGGCGGUGGACCUGGUGAUCACUGAGGUGGAGGAGCCGGUUCGUUUCCUGCUGGAGACCAGGGUCAGAGUCUGCUCCCCCAACGAGAGGCUCUUCUGGCCAUUCAGCAAACGCAGCUACACAGAGACUUUCUACCUGAAACUCAGACAGAUGGAACGAAAGAGGAACAAGGACACCCUGUACGAGGUGCUGAGCCUGGAGAGCGAGUUAGAGAGGGAGAGGAAGAAGACCACAGCCAGCCCCAACAUCCUGCAGUCUGCCUCCCAAGGAUCCAUGGUGCCAUCGCCCCCUGAGGAUGAUGAGGAGGAAGACAAUGACGAGCCGUUGCUGAGUGGCUCAGGAGACGUGUCAAAAGAGUGUGCUGAGAAGAUCCUGGAGACCUGGGGAGACCUGCUGUCCAAAUGGCAUCUGAACCUGUCUGUGCGUCCCAAGCAGCUCCCGGCUUUGGUGCGUAGCGGGGUCCCAGAGGCCCUCAGAGGAGAGGUGUGGCAGCUCCUGGCUGGUUGCCAUAACAACGACCACCAAGUGGAGGAGUACCGCACCCUCAUCACUAAGGAGUCUCCCCAGGACAGUGCCAUCACCAGAGACAUUAACAGGACUUUCCCAGCUCACGACUACUUCAAGGACACUGGAGGAGAUGGGCAAGACUCACUCUACAAGAUCUGCAAGGCCUACUCAGUGUAUGAUGAGGAGAUUGGUUACUGCCAGGGACAGUCUUUCCUGGCCGCUGUGCUGCUGCUGCACAUGCCUGAGGAACAGGCCUUCAGUGUUCUGGUCAAGAUCAUGUUUGACUACGGACUCAGGGACCUCUUCAAGCAGAACUUUGAGGAUCUACACUGCAAGUUCUUCCAGCUGGAGAGACUCAUGCAGGAAAACAUCCCAGACCUGUAUAACCACUUCCUGAACGUGGGUCUGGAGGCUCAUAUGUACGCCUCUCAGUGGUUCCUCACGCUCUUCACAGCCAAGUUCCCCCUCUACAUGGUGUUCCACAUCAUAGACCUGCUACUCUGUGAGGGCAUCAGUGUGAUCUUCAACGUGGCUCUGGCUCUCCUGAAGACCUCAAGGGAAGACCUGCUGGCAACAGACUUUGAGGGGGCGCUCAAGUUCUUCCGGGUCCCGGUUCCCAAACGCUACCGCUCAGAGGAGAACGCUAAGAAACUGAUGGAGCUGGCCUGCAGCAUGAAGAUCAGCCAGAAGAAGCUGAAGAAAUAUGAGAAGGAAUAUGACAGCAUGAGAGAACAGCAGGAGCAGCAGGAGGCUCCCAUUGAGAGAUAUGAGAGGGAGAACCGUCGUCUCCAGGAGGCUAACAUGCGUCUGGAGCAGGAGAAUGAUGACCUGGCCCAUGAACUGGUCAGCAGCAAAAUCGCUCUGCGCAAAGACCUGGACAACGCUGAGGAGAAAGCAGACGCUCUGAACAAGGAGCUGUUGAUGACCAAACAGAAGCUAGUGGAUUCAGAGGACGAGAAGAGACGACUAGAGGAGGAGUCUGCACAGCUGAAAGAGAUGUGCAGACGGGAGCUGGGUAAAUCAGAGUCUGAGAUAAAGAAGAAUGGUUCCAUCAUAGGAGAGUACAAACAGAUCUGCUCUCAGCUCAGUGAGCGUCUGGAGAAACAGCAGAUCGCCAACAAGGGAGAGGUGGAGAAGAUCCGGCUGAAGGUGGAGGGCUGUGAGAAGUGCUCUAUCCUCUUCAACAAGGAGGGUCGUCUAAAGGCAGUGAGGAAGAUGAAGGAGGGCAGCGAGGAAGAGACGGACGAGGAGAAGGAGGGUCUGAAGAACCAGCUCAGAGAGAUGGAGCUGGAACUGGCCCAGACCAAACUACAACUGGUGGAGGCAGAGUGCAAGAUACAGGACUUGGAGCACACCCUGGGUCUGGCCCUGAACGAGGUCCAGGCAGCCAAGAAGACCUGGUUCAACAGAACCUUAACCUCCAUCAAGACCGUGACCGGAGCACAGGGGAAGGAGACGACCUAACCUGAGACCCACCUCCUCUCCUCCUCGACCACAGACCGUUCCCUGCUGCUCCCAAACCUCGAACCGUUCCUCUCCCAGCCUCCCCCCUCCUCCCCCUGGUCAGGGGUACCAGCCACUAACUUCACCAGAGUGAACCAAACCUCACCACGACAGGAGUUUUAAAUAAGGACUGAGUUCAAAGGUACCACUGCCCCAAACUAAAUGAUAUACUUAAUUAAAAAAGAAACAGAAAAGAAAAUACUUUUCAACAUUGGUCUUUAUACUACUGAUAUUUAACAGGUAAGGAAGGAGUUGUAGAGAGUUACCUGAACUGUCCUCUCUCCAGACAUGGGAAAGACAGCGCUUCAUUAUGCUGUCCUCUCUCCAGACAUGGGAAAGACAGCGCUUCAUUAUGCUGUCCUCUCUCCAGACAUGGGAAAGACAGCGCUUCGUUUGACUGUCCUUUCUCCAGACAUGGGAAAGACAGCGCUUCAUUAUGCUGUCUUCUCUCCAGACAUGGGAAAGACAGCGCUUCAUUAUGCUGUCCUCUCUCCAGACAUGGGAAAGACAGUGCUUCAUUUGACUGUCCUCUCUCCAGACAUGGGAAAGACAGCGCUUCAUUAUGCUGUCCUCUCUCCAGACAUGGGAAAGACAGCGCUUCAUUUGACUGUCCUCUGUCCAGACAUAGGAAAGACAGCGCUUCAUUUGACUGUCCUCUGUCCAGACAUAGGAAAGACAGCGCUUCAUUAUGCUGUCCUCUCUCCAGACAUGGGAAAGACAGCGCUUCAUUUGACUGUCCUCUGUCCAGACAUGGGAAAGACAGCGCUUCAUUUGACUGUCCUCUGUCCAGACAUAGGAAAGACAGCGCUUCAUUAUGCUGUCCUCUCUCCAGACAUGGGAAAGACAGCGCUUCAUUUGACUGUCCUCUCUCCAGACAUGGGAAAGACAGCGCUUCAUUUGACUGUCCUCUCUCCAGACAUGGGAAAGACAGCGCUUCAUUUGACUGUCCUCUGUCCAGACAUGGGAAAGACAGCGCUUCAUUUGACUGUCCUCUGUCCAGACAUAGGAAAGACAGCGCUUCAUUUGACUGUCCUCUCUCCAGACAUAGGAAAGACAGCGCUUCAUUGUGCUGUCCUCUCUCCAGACAUGGGAAAGACAGCUCUUCAUUAUGCUGUCCUCUCUCCAGACAUGGGAAAGACAGCGCUUCAUUUGACUGUCCUCUCUCCAGACAUGGGAAAGACAGCGCUUCAUUAUGCUGUCCUCUCUCCAGACAUGGGAAAGACAGCGCUUCAUUAUGCUGUCCUCUCUCCAGACAUGGGAAAGACAGCGCUUCAUUAUGCUGUCCUCUCUCCAGACAUGGGAAAGACAGCGCUUCAUUAUGCUGUCCUCUCUCCAGACUACUUGCACCAACAAUAACUCCAACUGUAAUCUAGGUACUACCAGAGCUAAAUAACAGCCUCCUUCUUUUCAAACUGAGCGUUUCUCGUUUCUGAUCUAUGAUACCUUUCUUUUUCUAUAUAUGUGUGACUCUGCUUAUGAAUAAACAUGAUGAGUGAAAACUGAGCACACCAGAGUGUAUGUAUGGGUGUGUUUAUUAAUGUGUGUGUGAGUGUUAAGGGGAGUGUGAGUGUUCAUGUACAGGUAACUGCCAAAAUAAUGGAAGCGAUUAAAUGAGGGAUAGAAAGUAUUUUGAAAGCAGAUGCCUCCAUACAGGUGUGGUUCUUGAGUUAAUUAAGUAAUUAACAUCCCAUCAUUAUGGCCAUGUAUUAAAAUGCUGGACAUGUCAUUAUUUUGGCUACCAUGGCUAUACCCCCCCACAGGACACGAGUGAUCACUGAAUGGUUUUAUGAGCAUGAAAAUGAUGUCAACCAUACGCCAUGGCAGUCUGUCACCAGAUCUCAACCCAGUUGAACACUUAUGGGAGCUUCUCUAGCGGAGCCUGAGAUGGCGUUUUCCAUCAACAAAACACCAAGUGAUGGAAUUUCACUUGUAGAAUCUAUGCCCUAGGUACGUUGAAGUUGUUCUGGCUCGUGGCGCCCCAGCGCUCUAUGAAGACGCUUUAUGUUGCCAUUUCCUUUAUUUUGGCAGUUACCUGUGUGACUGAUGAUGUUUUGAGUGUGGUGUUCCUGUGAAGUUCAGCAGGAUAGGAGCUGGGUGCUGUAUAGUGGGCUGAGGGGGAGUUAUAUGAGGAAGAGUGUCUUACUGAUGAAGCCUUGACUUGAAGGUUGAGGGGAACAUGGUUAACAUUAUGUACUGGGUAACGGUAGAUAUAUAAGCAGCAGCCUUGGGUCUGUCCGGUUACUUGGUGUAACCGUAUCAAGACAGAGGCCACUAGUGGUUGGUCCUGGCGCUGUCCUCACAGUGCACUUUCUGGGUUGUCCGAGCCUGGCUGGGCUCAAAGCAUGGGAGCUCAGUGGCUGGAAUUGCAGACAGAUAGAUGGGUGUGGCCUUCCCUUGCCUCAGACUCCACCCACAGACAUAGAACAGAACCUCCCUCUUUGGGACUCCUCCCUCCACGGCUGUGUCCGACAUGGCAUACUACUGGUCUCCUAUCAAAACUAUCCUACUAUAUAGGGACUGGUGUUCCGUCCUCCUCUCUGAGACCAGCUGUUCCUCUGGCUUCUGUACUAGAAGACCCUUCAUGACCUCUGACCUCAUCAAUCAAGUUUAUGCCAUGUUAUCCUAGUCACGGACACCACUCUCCCAACAUAGACAUAGACGCGUCACAGCCAGCCACCUACCGACCUACACUACUGACAGGGAGAGAAAUGGCACACAGGUAUUGUCUGGUCGUCAAUCACAGGCUGUGUGCUUAUGUGGCAGAAUGAGUCAGUGGUCAUCAAAGGUCAGGGUUUGUCAGAGGUCAAGCUGGCAUUCUCUCUGAAAGAGUCGGGUGCACAUUGUUGAAUGUUAUGAAUAGAGCAGUCAUGAUUCCUCAUUCUACAUGUAAGAGAGACAUGUUUGUUGUUCUACAUAAUAUAUUUCUGUCUGAAUACUCCGUUAGAGGUCUCUGUCCAUAUUGGGGAAUGUCCUACUCUCUACUGACAGUCUGUGUGUGUGUGGUCGGGGUGGGGACUUUGCACCUUAACAUUCAUAUUUAUAAUGUAUGGUAUCUUUCUAAGCUUACUUAAAGGGAAAAAUUCACUCUAAACCAUUUUUUUGUAUUUUUUUCACUAGUCCACUCUUGAUACAGUCUCAAAAUGUUUUGCAUGUCAGCAUUCAAGAAGCCAAGUGUCACUUGCCACAUCAUCAAUGCGUUUUGUAGUGUAUUUUUCCUUUAAGUCUGUGAUGCCAGUGGAAGGAAGGCCUGUGUAAUGUACUGAGAACAAAGAGGUCGUUCUGUAAGGCACUGGGUUGUACAUAAGAAUGAUGAUAAUGAUUACGUUUUUAAUUUUGUAUUUCUACUGCUGUAACUCAACUAAAUAAUAAUGUUGCCUAAAAUAACAAUGAAUUGUUGUACUGUGUUACAGAUUAAUGAUGAUCAUGACCUACAUACAGUACCAGUCAACAGUAUGGAUACCUACUAAUUCCAGGGUUUUUCUUUGUUUUUACUAUUUUCUACAUUGUAGAAUAAUAGUGAAGACAUCAACACUAUGAAAUAACACAUAUGGAAUUAUGUAGUAACCAAAAAAGUGUUAAACGAGUCAAUGUAUUUUAUAUUUGAGAUUCUUCAAAGUAGCCACCCUUUACCUUGAUGACCUCUUUGCACACUCUUGGCAUUCUCUCAACCAGCUUCACCUGGAAUGCUUUUCCAGCAGUCUUAAAGGAGUUCCCACAUAUUUCUAGAAAAUAGUACAAAUAAAGAAAAACCCUGGAAUGAGUAGGUGUGUCCAUACCUUUGACUGGUACUGUAUGUUCUUUUGCUCCAAAGCUUUCCAUCGUCUUGUCAGACAAACUGCUGUCUCAUCCAUUACAUGACAAAAUGUACCUUCAUCCAUCCAACAUUUCUGAACGUGUGGAACAUUGUAGUGUGUGUUACAUUAUUGUCUAUACUUAAUGCAUUUUAAUAUAAAGAUGUGAACUCAGA